GCCGUCCCGGUGCCAGUGCCCGGCCCUGACCCCGCGCCAUGAAGUGCAUCGUCACUGGCGGUAACGUCAAAGUCCUCGGCCGAGCCGUGCACUCCCUGUCCCGCAUCGGGGACGAGCUCUACCUGGAGCCCACCGAGAGCGGGCUGUCCCUGCGCACCGUCAACUCCUCGCGCUCAGCCUUCGCCUCCUUCCUCUUCGCGCCACUCUUCUUCCAGCUGUACCAGCCGGGCGGCCCCCAGCCCGACGGAGAGCUCCUCCGAUGCAAAGUCCACAUGAAGUCCUUCCUGAGCGUCUUCCGCUCGCUGCCCUCGCUGGAGAAGACGGUGGGGAAAUGCCUCAUCCUGCUCAAACCCCGAGCCAACCGCUUGGUCGUGCAGCUCCACUGCAAAUACGGCGUCACCAAGACCCACAACCUGGCUUUCCAGGAGUGCGAGCGGCUGCAGGCCGUCUUCGACACCCAGCGCUGCGCCAACAGCCUCUGCGCCCCGGCACGGGUGCUGGCGGAGGCCGUGGUUCACUUCCCCCAGACGCUGGCUGAGGUGACGCUGGGGGCUGGCCCCGGGGGCAAGAUCAGCCUCCGAAACUACGUGGAGGAGGAGGCGGAGCCGAGGAAGACGAUGGUGACAGAGCUGUGGCUGGCUGAGGACGAGUUCCAGACGGCGGCCGUGGCCCCGGGCUCCCGCAUCACCUUCUGCCUCAAGGAGUUUCGUGGGCUGCUGACCUUCGCCGAGGCCUCCAACCUGCCCCUCACCAUCCAUUACGACGUGCCCGGCAGGCCGAUGGUCUUCACCCUGGAUGAUGCCGUGCUGGAGGUCCACCUGGUGCUGGCCACCCUCUCGGAUCCGGAAAAUGACUUGCAGCCCCCCACAACCAACGGCGUGUCCCACCUGCCCGCCCCAUCAGAUGACUUCGCCGAUGACCUCGAGGCCUACAUGAUUGCCAUGGAAACCAGCACCUACGAGGAGGGUUCAGGGGUGCCCCCCAGCCCCACCUUCCCCCUGCGCACCCCACAUCCAGCCAAAAGCGACCCCGAGGAGGAGGAAGAGGAAGAGGAAGAAGAGGAAGGAGCUGUGCCAGGGACCCCCCCUCACAAGAAGUUUCGCUCCCUGUUUUUUGGCUCGGUGCUGACGCCGGGGGGGCCCGGCCCAGCCCCCACCCAGGAGGUGCUGGCAGAGGACAGCGAUGGUGACUACUGAGAGCCCCGAGAGCGCAGCAGAGCUGACAG
Gavia stellata (red-throated loon) is the source of this 1225-nucleotide messenger RNA. It is a transcript of the gene RAD9A, whose product is annotated as RAD9 checkpoint clamp component A. The coding region runs from base 39 to 1196 and encodes 385 amino acids. NCBI's taxonomy places the organism in Eukaryota, Metazoa, Chordata, Aves, Gaviiformes, Gaviidae. Gene Ontology annotation, biological process: cellular response to ionizing radiation; mitotic intra-S DNA damage checkpoint signaling; DNA replication checkpoint signaling. The transcript has 11 exons. The record is from RefSeq and is a predicted model, not a curated record. Gene Ontology annotation, cellular component: checkpoint clamp complex.